Messenger RNA from Gongylonema pulchrum, 264 nucleotides. The record is from the annotation of a GenBank genome assembly. Lineage: Eukaryota; Metazoa; Nematoda; Chromadorea; Rhabditida; Gongylonematidae.
AUGGAAACGCAGCAAUUUCGCCAUUUCAUCGCACCUAUCGUUAUGGAACCUCGCAGACCUCAUUUAUUAAAGCAGCGGUUGGUGAUAAAAUAUGCGCUAUCAUCAGCAGGCAGCGUUUUGGUGGUCAGUUCGUCGUACUGGUCAUUCCGAAGAAUCCUGCUGAUUUCACAAUGGGAUAUGAUUUAUCCAGAUCCGUCAAUGAUGUCAGUUAUUACAGAAUUUUUGCAACUAUUUAACAAAUUUCAUUUUAAACUCGUAAAAUAA